Molecule: messenger RNA, 2178 nt
Organism: Melanotaenia boesemani (Boeseman's rainbowfish)
Lineage: Eukaryota; Metazoa; Chordata; Actinopteri; Atheriniformes; Melanotaeniidae
Gene: cpn1
Product: carboxypeptidase N, polypeptide 1
Exons: 9
Coding region: 429-1775 (448 amino acids)
Biological process (GO): proteolysis
Molecular function (GO): zinc ion binding; metallocarboxypeptidase activity
Source: RefSeq, a predicted model, not a curated record
ACAAAGAAAGGGAUUGAAAAUGAGUGUCUCACACUCACAGAAUGAAAUUCAGAUUAUGUGUGCAGAGAACCUGGAGGGGCUUUGGGGUGAAUUACUUGAAGCAGUAGCAUUAGAAGUACUAAUAAAGCAAAUAGCAUGUACUUGACAAGGACCCAAAGGGAAAGAAAGAAGGAGAGAAGCAGCUGUUGGAGGAGGAGAGUGAGACAAAGAAGGAGCGGGGGGCUGUCCUUGCUUGCUCUUCACUGCAAGGACUGUAUGUAGGAGGAAGCAGUGGGAGAGCAGGAGCCAUAGGGGAAACAAGAGAGGAAAAGAGCAGUAAGCAGUAUGUUUGGCAUGUAAAGGGAUCCAUAUAUCUGAAAUUGUGUUUUGCAUUGUUGUGGGCCUUCUCACUAGCCUCAACUAAGCUGCACACCCUGGGUUGAGGGACCAUGCCGCAGGGGUUAACUCUUCCUUGGCUCCAUGCUCUCCUGCUGGGGCUGACAGGGCUCCUGGUGUCCGGGUCGGACUUCAAGCAUCACCAAUAUGAGGACAUGGUGCGAGCCCUGUUUGCAGUGCAGAGCGAAUGCCCAUACAUCUGUCGCAUCUACAGCAUUGGGCGCAGCGUGGAAGGGCGUCACCUCUACGUGCUGGAGUUCAGUGACAACCCGGGCAUCCACGAAGAAUUGGAGCCUGAGUUCAAGUACGUGGGCAACAUGCAUGGAAAUGAGGUGCUCGGCCGUGAGCUUCUCAUUAAGUUCUCCCAAUUUUUAUGUGAGGAGUACCGGGCUGGAAACCAGCGGAUCAUGAGGCUGAUCCACGACACACGCAUCCACAUCUUGCCCUCCAUGAACCCUGAUGGCUAUGAAGUGGCAGCCAGACAGGGUCCAGAGUUAAAUGGCUACCUGGUGGGUCGAGGGAAUGCCAGAGAUAUGGAUCUGAACCGUAACUUUCCAGACCUGAAUGCACUUAUGUACUAUUAUGAAAAAACAAAUGGACGAAACCACCACCUUCCUCUGCCAGACAACUGGGAGAAGCAGGUUGAACCAGAGACAUUCGCAGUCAUAAAAUGGAUGCAAAACUACAAUUUUGUCCUAUCAGCUAAUCUCCACGGAGGAGCCGUAGUUGCCAAUUACCCUUUUGACAAGUCAAGAGACCCUCGCAUUCGUGGAAGGACCACAUAUGCAGCAACUCCAGAUGACAAGAUCUUCAGGAAGUUGGCAAGGACCUACUCCUAUGCUCACAGCUGGAUGCACAAGGGCUGGAACUGUGGAGACUUCUUUGAUGAGGGGAUCACCAAUGGGGCCAGCUGGUACUCUCUGUCCAAAGGCAUGCAGGACUUCAACUACCUUUACACCAACUGCUUUGAGAUCACUCUGGAGCUGAGUUGUGAUAAGUUUCCUCCAGAAUCGGCGCUGCCCAGAGAGUGGCUGGGCAACCGAGAAGCAUUGGUUUCCUACUUGGAGCAGGUGCACCAUGGGAUAAAAGGCAUGGUGUACGAUGAGAACAACAAUCCUAUCAGCAAUGCUGAGAUCUCAGUGGCUGGCGUCAACCAUGAUGUGACCAGUGGGGUGGACGGUGACUAUUUCAGACUUCUGUUGCCAGCAACCUACACUGUAACAGCCUCUGCACCGGGUUACCUUCCUUCAACCAGCACCGUCACAGUGGGACCAGCUGAGGCCACACAGCUUCAUUUUUACUUGAAAACAGCUCCAAAACAAAACCUGAAAGGGAAGCCUCACAACGGCAAAAAGAACCUCUCGUCCCACAAAGCCCCAUCAAAGCUUGGCCCAAGAUGAGACAUGGACAAUAGUUUAGACAAUAAUUCACACAAACAUAAACACACACACACACACACACACACUGAAAGUCUGACAUAAAACAUACACAUACAUACCAAUUACAUCACUGAUAAAUGUACAUGAUAUAUCCUGUAGUUUUAGGGUAGUGUGUGUGUGUUUCUGUGUUUGUGUGUGUGGGUGUGUGUCUGUGUAAAUGUGUGUGUCAAACGCUUACAUUUGUUUUUUGUUUGUUUUUUUAUUAUACACUGUGUGUCUGUAUUAAAAUAAAUGUUGCAAGCAUGGUGUAUUUAUGUAACAGUGUUGAUAUGUAUGAAUAGAGGUCACUUGUAUGUGAAAACAUUUUUUUAAAUUGUGAUUGCAACAAUUUUAUGACAAUUGAAUAAAAAGAAAAAGAAAAUAA